This is a messenger RNA of Aureobasidium namibiae CBS 147.97, 1608 nucleotides long. RefSeq lists its product as uncharacterized. The record is from RefSeq and is a predicted model, not a curated record. The transcript has 2 exons. NCBI's taxonomy places the organism in Eukaryota, Fungi, Ascomycota, Dothideomycetes, Dothideales, Saccotheciaceae. Bases 1 to 1608 code for a protein of 535 amino acids.
AUGGACCCUAGCAGCAAGAGUAUCUCGGGCACAACAUUGACCAGCAGACCUUCCUUCGCCUUUCCAACCCCGUCUUCCAACACUUCGGCACCACAGCUGCUGUUUGGCGAAAUCGAUAGCUCCUGCGGCCAGUCAUUCAGGAGUGCAAGAUCGACAUGCAGUCUCAUACUUUGUCCUAACCCUUCUUUCCUUGAAUUUUGGAACACGGAGAAGUGUCGAGGAAAGCUAGCUCAUUUUCUCGCACGCUCAGAUCUUCUGACACUGCGUCUUGUAUGUCACGGGAUCAGCGAGCGAGUCACCGAUCAGUCCUUUUCUUCCGUCGACAUUACAUCUCGAACCAGAACAUUCAGCAGACCAGCCAGGCUUGCCGCUCUGCAGAGAAUAGGGCAUCACAUGAAGGAAGUCACAUUUCAUCUACCUAAGAGUAUGGAUACGACACUGCCACCCCUGAUUGACCCUUGGACUGGUGAGCAAAAGGAAUUUGCUUGGAAGCCCAGUGCGGCUCAGAGUCGUGAUGCUGGAACAUCGACCAAGCAACCGAGAUACGGCGACACAGAGAUCACAGAGUUGCUGACUCGACAAUACCCACCGCUUUUCCACGCCGCCACAAACGUGCAGUCCUUCGUCGACGCAAUGUCUUGUUUGAUCAAUCUACAGCAUCUGGAAAACUCUCGUCGUGCAGAAGAUGAAGCGAUAUCGCACCGAGUACAAGGUGUAGACAUCAUGCAGGUUGCAUUGAGAUCUCUUCUCUACGCGGUCGAGCGAGCCGGACUCAAGCAUCUGCAUACAGUAACACUUUCCAACAUCUGGCAGACCGACAUUAUCGCCCUGUCAUCUUUAACAAUGUGCGCGAAUCCUAGCUCCGCAAAACGGUGGUCCAAUGUUCACGUACUGGAUCUCAGCAUGUCCUCGGCAUCCAACUCAUCCCUCAAGACCGAUCAGCUCAAACUCCUCCGCGAGUACAUUCGUGGCUAUAAAGGAUUACGUCGGCUUACCUUCCGAUGGAUCGGCGCAAGGGGUCCUUCGCCACUACCCGAGCUGGUUUUGGAGCAGAAGCACCUUCAUCCCGCACUCAGAGAGGCAUCGCCUUCAUCAUCUGCAGCACUGUUUCCACACCUCGAACACUUGACGCUGAACAACGCAUCCAUCUCCGCUCUCCAGAUACAACGAUUGAUACAGACGCACAAGAGCACACUCCUGGAAAUCAAUCUCGAGAACGUCGUUCUCAGAGACGGAAACUGGCGCGAUGCAAUGGGAAAUAUGCACGGUGUGGAGGUCAAAACCACUUCGCCUUGUUUCAAAGAAGAAGGAGACGUACCGAUAAUGCUCGCACCCAGCAUGCUUCCGCGUCACUCGCAGCCAAGAGCACCGAACGCGGAACGCAAAGGCCAGACCAGCGAAGCCACUGACCGGACAAGGAGAAUGCUGCUCGCCGACGAGUUAAGACAGCGCGAGUCGUCUGGCCAUCGGACACAAAAACCCAAUGGCAGGGAUCGGAAGAGGAAGAAAGCCAAGAACACAACAGCAUCGCCAGUCCAGCAGUUGAAGAAAAAGUGUGGUGAUUUGUUAGGAUGGAGGAGGAAUGGGCCGACGCUGGUUGUCGGCUGA